Messenger RNA from Clunio marinus, 2313 nucleotides. The record is from the annotation of a GenBank genome assembly. Lineage: Eukaryota; Metazoa; Arthropoda; Insecta; Diptera; Chironomidae.
AUGGAUAUCAGACUGCACCAUCACUUAGCUCAGGAAUUCUACAGACAACAAAUGUUGCAGAGGAUACCAGAUCCAUAUUCAUCGAUCUUCCCAGCACGUCAGCCUCCGGCUAUUCCGCCACGUUUCACGCUCCCCGGUGCUGAAGUGAAACUACAAAAUGCUGAUUUGUGGUCAGAGUUUCAUAAGAUUGGCACUGAAAUGAUCAUCACAAAAUGUGGCAGACGAAUGUUUCCAUCGAUGCGAGUGUCAAUCUCGGGAUUGGACAACGACCAGAAUUAUUGCGUUCUUCUUGAGAUGGUUCCAGUUGCUGAUUGUCGAUUUAAGUUUUCUGGCUCUCAAUGGGUGCCUGCUGGUGGUGCCGAACCUCAAAGUCUACAAAACAUUUACAUUCAUCCCGAUAGUCCCGCUUUAGGUUCACAUUGGCAAGCACAACCCAUCAACUUUAACAAAACUAAACUCACAAAUAAUACUUUGGACAGCAAUGGACAUGUUGUUCUGACCAGCAUGCACAAAUAUCAGCCACGCAUUCACAUCGUUCGUACUUCGGAUCCAGCACAAAUCCCGUGGUCACCUCAGAAAUCAUUUGCUUUCAAUGAAACCGAGUUUGUUGCUGUCACAGCUUAUCAGAACGAUCGAAUAACCAAAUUGAAGAUCGACAAUAAUCCAUUCGCGAAAGGAUUCCGCGAGACGGGACAAUCACGUUGCAAACGAAAAAUUACAACUUCAUCCCAUCAAAAGCAACAAUCGAAAGGCAAUGACGAUUUCUCGCAGUCAACUUAUGAGACAGAACAGAAACGAAUUCGUGUCUUGAGUCCAUCAGCUUUCUCUUCAGGUUCCCAAAAAGAUGAUUCCGGCUUAUCUCUGUAUGAAACUUCAUCAAGCGGAACAAAUUCCCCAUCGUUUGAUGAACGGCUCUUGUCACAAAGACUUCCAUACUUUCCCCAUCAUCCUUAUCCAAUGGUGCUACAACAUUAUCAUCAAAUGAUCAAUAGUCAGUUUAUGAAUCUCGUGCUUCCACACAUGAAUGGCAAUCACUCAAGUUCACAACGACUUGAUACACCAUCAAACUCUUCGUCGACAGACGAUAGACAAAUAGAUGUGAUGACUGACGACACAAACUCAAAUGCUUCUGACGAAAACUCAGAAACUUCUCCCAAGAAAUCCAACUUUUCCAUUUCUGCUAUUUUAGGUUUAGAGAAAAAUCCUUAUUCAUCGAUCUUUCCAUCAAGACAACUGCCGCCAUUACCUCCACGUUUCACGUUACCCGAAGCCGAAGUGAAAUUACAAAAUGCAGAUUUAUGGUCAGAAUUUCAUAAGAUCGGCACCGAAAUGAUCAUCACAAAGUGUGGAAGACGAAUGUUUCCAUCGAUGCGAGUGUCAAUCUCGGGAUUGGACAACGACCAGAAUUAUUGCGUUCUUCUUGAGAUGGUUCCAGUUGCUGAUUGUCGAUUUAAGUUUUCUGGCUCUCAAUGGGUGCCUGCUGGUGGUGCCGAACCUCAAAGUCUACAAAACAUUUACAUUCAUCCCGAUAGUCCCGCUUUAGGUUCACAUUGGCAAGCACAACCCAUCAACUUUAACAAAACUAAACUCACAAAUAAUACUUUGGACAGCAAUGGACAUGUUGUUCUGACCAGCAUGCACAAAUAUCAGCCACGCAUUCACAUCGUUCGUACUUCGGAUCCAGCACAAAUCCCGUGGUCACCUCAGAAAUCAUUUGCUUUCAAUGAAACCGAGUUUGUUGCUGUCACAGCUUAUCAGAACGAUCGAAUAACCAAAUUGAAGAUCGACAAUAAUCCAUUCGCGAAAGGAUUCCGCGAGACGGGACAAUCACGUUGCAAACGAAAAAUUACAACUUCAUCCCAUCAAAAGCAACAAUCGAAAGGCAAUGACGAUUUCUCGCAGUCAACUUAUGAGACAGAACAGAAACGAAUUCGUGUCUUGAGUCCAUCGACAUUUUCUGCUGGGUCAGUCGAAGACAGUGAAUUUUCGACUUAUGAAACGUCUUCAAAUGGAUCAAGAUCUCCUUCAACGGUUAUCAAUGAUGAUCGGCAGUCGCCUUUGUGUUCUCCAAUGAUGUCAACAAAUCAAUAUCCAUACGCACUACAACAUUACCAUCAAAUGCUUGGAGCCAACAGACAAUGGAUGAACCUUGUCAUGCCUUACAUUAACCAUGAACAAUCUUUGAGUCCACAAAACUUGCCAUCACUCACUCCACCAGAUUCACCAACCAAAAAUAUUUCAAUUUCAUGCCCACCACAAGAAGAUUCACCGAAAAAAUCAAAUUUUUCAAUCGCCGCUAUUCUCGGUUUGUAA